CAGCUGGGUGAAAUGGUUUUCUGCUGCUUGGUUAACUCAUGUUCAUGUGCACGUGAGCGUACACACGCGGGACUGUAAUGACCAAUCAGCAGAUAUUGUAAACCCUCAGUUUGCUGAGCUGAUGAGUGGGGUUGGUAGAGCGAGACUCCACGCAGAGAGACGCUGCACACGCGGGGAACAGCACUCCGUUUCCGUUACAGUCACUGUGGCGUGUCCUUCUGAACGCUCCGCACACAGCGAUCCUUUCCACUGUCAGUCAAAACUGGAAGGACUAUGACAGAUAGACCCAUCUGCCAGUUUGGAGUGAGCCAGCUGGGAAGAUAGAACAUUUGUGACUUCUACAUCUCCAUCACAAAGAUGAGGAAUAUUAUCCUGGGCAUUGUUUGUCUCUGUAUUUGCCUGACCCUUGAUGAUGCACUGGCUUUAAAUGGAUGGAGGACACACACAGCAGAUGGAGAGGGAAUAGAAGCAGCCAUCAGAGGAGAGAAGUUGCUGAAACGAGUGAGGCGAGGCUGGAUGUGGAACCAGUUUUUCCUGCAGGAGGAGUAUACAGGCUCUGACUACCAGUAUAUUGGCAAGCUCCAGUCAGACCAGGACCAUGGCGAUGGCUCAGUAAAGUACGUUCUUUCUGGCGAGGGGGCUGGCACCAUCUUUGUCAUUGAUGAGAAUAACGGCGAUCUGCACGCCACGCGCCGCCUUGAUCGAGAGGAGAAGGCCUUUUACGUCCUCAAAGCCACAGUGGUCAACAAGUGGACGGGUCAAAAACUGGAGCCAGAGACCGAGUUCAUCAUCAAACUCCACGACAUCAAUGACAAUGAACCAAAGUUCAGCAAAGAGGUGUACACUGCCAGUGUUCCUGAGAGGUCUGAUAUUGGUACAUCGGUCACCCAGGUGACAGCUACAGAUGCUGAUGACACAAUGUAUGGGAACAGUGCCAAACUGGUCUACAGCAUCAGUCAAGGACACCCAUACUUCUCUGUGGAGCCAAACACUGGUGUGAUCCGGACAGCCCUGGGUCCUGGUGACAUGGACCGUGAGCAGAGGGAGCACUACCAGGUGGUGAUUGAAGCCAAGGACAUGGGUGGACAGAGAGGAGGCCUCACUGGGAGCACUGUGGUUAAAAUCACUCUCACUGACGUCAACGACAACCCUCCCCACUUCACUCAGAGUAUAUACCAGUUCAGAGUUCCUGAAUCAUCCAAGUCCGGCUCUGUCGUUGGGAGAAUUCAGGCCACUGAUAAAGACAUUGGAAAGAACAGUGAGAUGGACUUCACAAUCAUCAGCGGUGACGGGAUGGAAAUGUUUGACAUCUCCACUGACAAAGAAACACAAGAAGGACUCAUCACUGUCAGAAAGCCUUUGGAUUAUGAGAAGAAACCAUCAUACACGAUAGAGAUCCAGGUCCAGAACACCCAGGAAUAUGUUCGCUUCAUGUCCUCAGGCCCAAAAGACGUGGCUACGGUUCGGUUGGCCGUGGAUGAUGUGGAUGAGCCGCCUGUGUUUGAAAAAGCCAGCUACCUGUAUGAGGUGAAAGAAGAUGUAGCGGUGGGCACAGUAGUGGGCUCAGUCAGCGCCAUGGACCCUGACAGAGCUCGCAGCAUUGUCAAUUACUCCAUCGACCGCCGCACUGACAGGGGCCACCUCUUCAACGUCUAUCCAAUGAAUGGAUCUGUGUUCCUGCUCAAAAGCCUGGACAGAGAGACGACUGCAUGGCAUAAUAUUUCAGUUGUUGCCACAGAGCUGAAUAAUCCCCGUCAGAGCAGCAGCGUCAGUGUCUACAUCCGUCUGCUGGACAUCAAUGACAAUGCUCCCAUGUUUGCCACUGUGUAUGAAACCUUUGUCUGUGAGAAAACCAAGGCUGGCCAGCGGAUCCAGACAGUGAGUGCUGUUGAUGCUGAUGAGCCACCAUCAGGACACAAGUUUGCCUUUAGUCUGGCUCCAGAGGAGACCCACCACAGAAAUUUCAGCGUCAGAGACAAUGGAGAUAACACUGCUGGCAUCCUGACUGGCCGAGCCACCUAUAGCCGCCUUCACAAGAGCGUCUACCUGGUUCCUGUGGUGAUCACCGAUGAUGACUACCCCAUGCAGAGCAGCACUGGCACACUUACUGUGAGGGUUUGUACCUGUGACCAUGAAGGCAACAUGGAGCUGUGUAACCGCGAAGCUCUGAGUAGCUCGCCUGGCCUCAGCACAGGAGCCCUCAUUGCCAUCCUCCUCUGUGCCAUCAUACUCCUCUUGGUUGUGGUUCUAUUCACAGCAUUAAGACACCAAAGGAAGCAGGAACCUCUUAUUAUCUCCAAAGAAGAUGUCAGGGACAACGUGGUUAGCUACAAUGAUGAGGGUGGUGGCGAGGAGGACACCCAGGCGUUUGAUAUUGGCGCCCUGCGACACCCAGCUGCUGCAGCUGCCUUGGAUGAGGGUGCUAAACAGAGGCGUGACAUCAUCCCUACUGAUACUCUGCUGUAUCCAACAAUUCGCCACCCUGCCCCAGCUCCCUCCAGCCUGCUUAUGCCUCCAAUACGCAUGGCUGCACGUGAUAAUGGGGAUGUAUGCGAGUUCAUCGACCAGAGAGUGGUGGAGAAUGACUGCAACCCCAAAGCGCCACCGUACGACUCACUGGCCACGUAUGCCUAUGAAGGAGCGGGGUCAGUGGCCGAGUCGCUCAGUUCACUGGGCUCGGCUUCAUCCGAGGCUGAACAGGACUACAACUACCUGAGUGACUGGGGGCCCCGUUUCAGGAAACUAGCUGACCUGUACGGGGCUGAGGACAGUGACUUCUAACAGUUACACCGUCCGUGUCAAAGAUGAGUUCAGGUGACAUUUAGACCAUUGCAGAUCUGAGGACAGCAACAUCCAAGCUACUAAACUGAGAGAGUUGCCUCUUAAAAGUGCUUUAAGAAAAUGUGAGAACUUGAGCACACAUAGACUUCAUAUAGAACCCAACAGAUGUGCUGGUAGGUGCGAAUGCCUAUAAAGCAAUAUUUGAGAUCACCAGCUAACCUUCGAUCUGUCCUCACUGCACACCCGUCCAGAAACAGAGUUUACCAAGUCAUUUUCAAAGGGGAUAAAAGUCUUAAAUCUCUAUUUUUGGAAUCUUAUGUAGAAAUGUUAAUCAACUAUCAUAACGGUGAAGCCCAAAUAUCUUCAGCUCUAAUCAUAGGAAACUUUCAAAGACUCGUGGCAGGCCUAAAUGAGGUUUGACUUCUUUUGCUUUCAUUCUUUCUUUCAGCUAAGUGCCCUUCUGCUGCCCUGCAAACAGAACAGUGGACGCCUGUUGGCUGGCUGAGAAUGGAGGGGCCGACUUACUCCUACAUGAUUGUUUGUCCUUUUUGCUUUCUUGUUCUGGUGGCAGAACUGUGGUGAACUCAUUAUACUGGAACUAUAAUCAGUUCUAUGCAUCUUUAAUUUCACCAGAGUCUUUUCCUAUUACAAAAUACAAGUUUAUAUAACAAAAAAAGUUGAGUAAUGUUUUCUUUGACAGUAUGCUUUAUAGUUUCCAUCAUGUACAUGGAGAGUCCAUGCCUUCACAGCAGGGGUGUCACUCUUCAUGCCACGGUGGAGAGAAUGAUUGAAACAAAGCUGCAUUCGCCAUGUUUUACAUGUAAUGUUAAACAUCAAAUCUCCAGGAAAAUAAUCAUAAAGUGUGGCUACAGACAGGCGCAUUGAGCAGUCCUGUACAUCUCUCAGGAGCUGGUGAAGACUCGGACACUCUUAACAUCAAGACACAGUUGAACAAACUGUAUGCUAACACAUCCACCAUACCAAGAACACUGUAAAUAAGAUGCCUUGUCCAGUGUGUAGGAUACAGGGGGAUCUGUUGUCAGAGAUGUGAGUGCAGUAUCCAAAAAUAUGUUUGCAUCAGUAUAAUGUAAAAAUAUUGAUACAAAUAAUAUCAGUUUUUUGCUAGAAAUAGAGAACAUAGACAAAGACCUCUUAAAUACUCUAGAAGUCUGCUUGUGUGAUGAUCUAGAAUGAAUGGUGCUGUACAGCACCAUAGUGCCGGGGUUACUCAUACAUGAUCAUACGAGUAACCCCGGCACCAUGGUGCUGUAACCCAGAACUCUUCAACGACUUCCAUCACGUUUCGAUCAAUGACUGUAGAAGGUUUCGAUAUUCACUGGUGAUCACAGCGACAGCAGCCGCUCCUCUGCAGCCUGUAUUUGGAUUUCAGCCACAAAGCAAACAAUGGUAGAAAAUCUAUAACAGCAGCCUCCUGCAAGCUUCACCUUUAACCACCUCAACCAGAUGGAAGUGUCUGACUAACAUCUAGUUACCAUUUGAAAGCAUGCACCAGAAGGAAGUGUGUGUUGAUGUAAAUUCUUAACUAACCCAUUAGCAUGCAUUAGCAGAAUGCUAUUGAUUUUGUGCAACAAUCACUUCCUUAUAAGAGCAAUGAAAGUACGUGAGUCAUUCUGAUGUGAACAGAGAAUUUAAAAUGGGGGCUAAUAUUUAGAAUCAGAGGUAAAUAACAAGUUACGCUCCAUUUAGCUUCAUUGAGAACCAUGUUGGGAGCUCCUGCUUCUGCACCCUGACUGAGCUGAAGCCAGUUUCUGUAAAGUGGAACAACCAGGAACUCAAGACUCCAACUUUUCUUUACAUGGGCCGAAACAGCAGGGAAACAGCCUUACAGUAACAUCAAGAAAUUCAAAGUAAGCAUUUAGCUUGUCACCAAAGUGUCAGUGAGAUAGCACAAAUUUCACUUCACGGGGUUUGUUAGACUUGUAUUCAAAUCAGUGGUAACAAACUGUUCCAGGUGAAUUUGGUUCAAAGGUGAAAAGCAGCCCUGCUUCAGUCAGCAAAGCCCUCGUGGGUUUUUUGGUGACUGGUUACCUUGUUUUCAGUUUCAUAUCCGUUGCCGUCUCCUCUGUAGUUCAUAGUUUGAUUAUGAUCAAAAUGUUUUUGCCUUGUGGUCUUGUGGCACAGAUUUCACUCACUGGUUUUUGUGGAUGAGAAAAAGGAAACCAGUUUGCCUCCUUCACUGGUUUAUCUGCUUGCUUCCUUCAGCUUUUGUUUUUAAAUGCUGUAAUUAAGUAAAACUGGGGCAGUGAAUUUGUCCUUAGCUUUAGUGUCACACUAAUUAAUGAAGCUGAAGGUGAAAUCACAACCGCCAACCUCAGUGAUACGUCAUGAUUUUAUAUCAGGAGUUUUGUAUUGUUUGUCUCACUAAAAGCAUCAGUUUGUUCCAGCUGUGUUUCGUGACCCUGCUCUGUCCACUUGUUUUUCCUUUGGCUCUGUAUAUUUACAGGACAUGAUGAUGAUAUUCUGAGAAGGGAAAAACCUCAAACGCCACCCAGCUUCACUGUCUGAAACUCACUGUGGGCAGUCUACUGUCUAUAUACGAUGAUGUAUUACUGCUUUUUUAAUUUGAUGAAAAUAAACUUUUGUAUUGAA
Messenger RNA from Pelmatolapia mariae (spotted tilapia), 5391 nucleotides. RefSeq names its product cadherin-6-like. Gene Ontology annotation, cellular component: plasma membrane; adherens junction; catenin complex. The transcript is spliced from 12 exons. Bases 358 to 2781 code for a protein of 807 amino acids. Lineage: Eukaryota; Metazoa; Chordata; Actinopteri; Cichliformes; Cichlidae. The record is from RefSeq and is a predicted model, not a curated record. Gene Ontology annotation, molecular function: cadherin binding; calcium ion binding. Gene Ontology annotation, biological process: cell-cell junction assembly; adherens junction organization; multicellular organism development.